AUGGGGCUCAUGACCAAGCUCAAGACGCAGAUUGACCUGUGGAAAUUAGAAAAGUAUACCAAGCGUCGUCAUGUCGCCACUCCCGACUUUGAACAGAAAGACCGAGACUUUUACAGGCAUUAUUACCAAGAUGGGGUGUACCUGCAUCAGCAUCAACGAUCAGCAGGUGGUGGUGAAGUGCGCUCACCCCCAUCAUCACCCACCAGCAAUACCAAGGGUCUUCAUCGGAAAUCUACUAUGCUUGGUCGCAAGAGUGAACACAUUGUUCGAUGUUCAGAGACGUACAACUACUCCUAA
This is a messenger RNA of Lichtheimia ornata, 297 nucleotides long. RefSeq lists its product as uncharacterized. Lineage: Eukaryota; Fungi; Mucoromycota; Mucoromycetes; Mucorales; Lichtheimiaceae. Bases 1 to 297 code for a protein of 98 amino acids. The record is from RefSeq and is a predicted model, not a curated record. The transcript is spliced from 2 exons.